AUGACUGGAACUUCCCCAACCAAAGAGGACCACGUUGAUGUCCUCAUCGUAGGUGCUGGACCUGCCGGUCUCAUGUUAUCGACCUGGCUGAGUCGCUGCGGUGUGAAGACCCGCGUCGUUGACAAGCGUGGUACCAAGAUCUUUAACGGACAAGCCGAUGGUCUGCAAUGCCGCACUCUGGAGAUCUUCGACUCCUUCGAUUUCGCCCACCGGGCUUGGCGCGAAUCAAACCACAUGAUCGAGAUCUGUCUCUGGAAUCCAGAUGAGAAUGGCAUCAUUCGACGAUCUGGUCGCAUUCCCGACACCAUUCCCGGAAUUAGUCGGUUCCAGCAGGUUGUCUUGCACCAAGGUCGUAUCGAGCGAUUCUUCCUGGAUGCAAUGAAAGAACACGGCGACCUGACUGUUGAACGCGGUGUUCUCCCCGUGUCUUUUAAGUUUGACGAGACCAAAGCAGGAGAUUUCAAUGAAUACCCUAUCAGUGUGGAGCUUCGUACGCUCUCCGAUCAGGAGUCCACACCCUCGCAACGCCAACAACAUCACAAAUCCGCCGAUGGCCAGGAAGAAAUCCUUGAGGACGGGCUGUUCCGAAGUAACUUAGUCGCCGAUGAUACAGAUGACUUGAUCCGAUCGGCUGAAAACACCACAAAUCAGAAAGAGCUGAUUAAAGCCAAAUUCAUGGUCGGAUGUGAUGGUGCCCAUUCCUGGGUCCGAAACCAGGUCGGCUUCAAGCUAGAAGGUGACUCGACUGAUUAUAUUUGGGGCGUGCUUGACAUUAUUCCCAUCACCGAUUUUCCCGACAUCAGGCAUCGAUGUGCGAUUCACUCAGCCAGUGAGGGGAGCGUUAUGGUAAUCCCGCGAGAGAACAAGCUCGUUCGACUGUAUAUCCAACUACAGGCGACAGACUACAACAAGACUGGAAGCAAAGUGGACAGGUCAUGGAUCACUCCCAGUAUUAUUCUACAAUCCGCCCAGCGUAUCAUGCACCCUUAUAAGCUGGAUUACACUUACUGUGACUGGUGGACGGCGUACCAGAUUGGGCAACGGGUCGGUAACAAUUUUUCGUUGCAGGAAAGGGUUUUCUUGGCUGGAGAUGCUGUCCAUACGCACUCACCAAAGGCUGGACAGGGGAUGAAUGUUAGCAUGCAAGAUACCUACAAUCUUGGAUGGAAGCUCGCGCAUGUGAUCAAAGGGUAUAGCCAAGGAUCGAUUCUGAAGACUUAUGAGUCCGAGAGAAAGCAGAUCGCGCAGGAUUUGAUUACGUUCGAUCGUCGCUUCUCGAGACUUUUCUCGGGCCGUCCGGCUAAGAAUAUCAUGGAUGAGGAGGGGGUUAGCAUGGAAGAGUUUCAAAACGCGUUUGAGAAAGGCAACGAGUUUGCAAGUGGCAUAGCGGUGAAUUACGGUGGUAGUCAACUUGUUGCGAAAGAAGGCAAGAUCAGCAGCAAACCACUGCUAGCAACAAAGAUCGACAUUGGGAAACGCAUGCCGAGCUUCAAGGUGUUGAAUCACGCCGAUGCGCGACCGUGGCAUCUCCAAGAACUCUUGAAAAGCAAUGGUCGCUGGAGAGUCAUUGUGUUCCCAGGGCGACUGACCGAGCCAUCCAACAUGCAGCGCAUGCGGAGCUUAGGCAAACAGCUUGAGGCACCCGAUUCGUUUAUUCAUCGUUACACACCGCCCGGGCAAUCCAUCGACAGCGUGAUCGAAGUUUUGACAGUUCAUUGUGGACCGCGCGCGGAUAUCGAGCUUCUGGAACUCCCUAACGCGUUCCAUCCCUAUCAUAGCGAUCUUGGAUGGGAUUAUUGGAAAGUUUACGUGGACGAGGAGUCUUAUCAUGAAGGGCAUGGGCAGGCGUAUGCCAAUUAUGGUAUUGACCCGAGCCGUGGCGCUAGUGUCAUUGUUCGUCCGGACCAGUAUGUCAGUUGGGUUGGUGAGGUGGAUGAAUAUCAGGAGAUGUCGCAGUUCUUUUCUGGGUUUAUGAUACAACAGGCUGCUGGGCAGGGCACGAUUGACGGCCUGAAUGCACCACUUGCGACUACACGACUAUAA
Molecule: messenger RNA, 2043 nt
Organism: Penicillium maclennaniae
Lineage: Eukaryota; Fungi; Ascomycota; Eurotiomycetes; Eurotiales; Aspergillaceae
Product: putative FAD monooxygenase
Exons: 4
Coding region: 1-2043 (680 amino acids)
Molecular function (GO): FAD binding
Source: RefSeq, a predicted model, not a curated record